AUGGCUGAAAUAGAAAAUGCUGUGAAGUCUGUCAUUUCUACACCUAAUGAAGAUAAUAAUUGCACAGAAAGUAGUAAUGAAGAACUUGUGGAAACCAAAGAAGAGGAACAUGAUCCAUAUUCAUAUACAAAAUUAAAUGAUUUUACUUCAGAAAUAUUUAAAAUUGAGCUUUUAAAUUUGCCUAAUUAUGUUGGCUAUGGUCAAUUAAGAAAAUUGUUAAAUACUACUCUGAAGCUCAAUCCUCGUAAGGUGAAAGCUCUAGGUACACCUCCACGUUUUGCAUAUAUAACUUUUAAAAACGCUGAAGAUCGAGACAAAGCCUUGAAGCUUCUAAAUGGACAUAUUUGGAAAGGAAAGGCCCUUUUUGCAAAAAAAGCUAAUCCAGCUGCUGAUCCUAUGGUUCAAAAGAGAAAAGCUGGUGAUUCAGAAGAUAGUCAUUGUUCUAAAAAAGCAAGAGAGGAUGAUAUUCCAGUUGAAUUAAGGCUAAAGAAUGCUGUAACUCCUUUUUGGAAUGUUCCUUAUGAGGAACAAUGGAAAAGAAAAGAAGAUGAUGUGCAUAAAUUUUUGGUGAAACUUGGAAAAGAAAUAGAGAAAGUUAAUAAAUCACUUUUACCAAAACUUCAGAAGAACAGAAAAGAAAAUAAUUUCCAGUGUUGUCCUUUAGCACCAAUAAAAGCCUCACCAUGCACCAAAGCAUAUCGAAAUAAAUGUGAAUUUACUGUUGGGAAACAUUUAUAUACUAAAGAAAAAACAGUGGGCUUUCGUCUGAAUUCAUACAAGGAAGGGUCUAUGAGUGUUGCAGAGCCAGAUGAUUGUAUCAACAUAUCAUCUGUGAUGUUGAAAGCUGUUAAGAGCUUUCAAGAUUAUGUAAGAUUAUCCAAGCUUGAUGUAUAUAAUCCUGAAAAUCAUAGUGGCUAUUGGAGGCAGCUAACUGUAAGAACAUCCAAUAACUCUGAUGUUUUAUUAAUUGCAGUCAUGCAUCCUCAAAUGCUGACUGAAGCUGAAUUGGAGGAAGAAAAGCAAAAAUUAAAAGAAUAUUAUGAAGUGGGUCCAGGAUCACAGUGCGGUGUGACUUCCGUAUAUUUUCAGCUCUUUUCGAAGAAAACAUCUAAUGAAGAAAUUUUACCUUUGACUCAUUUAAUGGGUAAAAAGUGCCUUGAAGAAACAUUAUUAGGAAUGAAGUUUCAAAUUAGUCCUGAAGCAUUUUUUCAAAUUAAUGUCCCUGCUACUGAAAUAUUGUACUCAAUGGUUGCUGAUUUUGUUGGUACUUCAUCAUCAUCUGUCUUAGAUAUUUGUUGUGGAACAGGAACCAUUAGUUUGUGUCUAGCAAAGUCAGGAGCUAAAGUGAUCGGCAUUGAAAUGUGUCCUGAAGCUGUUGAGAAUGCCCAGUUAAAUGCUAGACAAAAUGGUUUGGAAAACGUUGAUUUUAUAUGUGGGAAAGCAGAAGAUGUUAUUCUAGCAGCUAUUAAUAAAUGUGAAGAAUCUAAUAUUGUAGCAGUAGUCGACCCUCCUAGAGCUGGUUUACAUCAAAAGGUGCUAAAGGUCAUCAGGGCAACUUCAAAAAUAAAGAAACUAAUUUACAUUGCAUGUAAUCCUAAUGCUGCUUUCAGUAAUUUUGUGGAUCUUUGCCGGAAAACAUCUAACAAUUAUAAAGGCUGCCCUUUCUAUCCUGUUCAAGCUGCUGUUGUAGAUAUGUUUCCAUAUACUCCACACAAGGAGUUGGUUUUAAUAUUUGAAAGAGAUGAAACUAUUAAAGAAUGAUUUUUAUUUAGUUA
Molecule: messenger RNA, 1775 nt
Organism: Stegodyphus dumicola
Lineage: Eukaryota; Metazoa; Arthropoda; Arachnida; Araneae; Eresidae
Product: tRNA (uracil-5-)-methyltransferase homolog A
Biological process (GO): RNA processing
Molecular function (GO): RNA methyltransferase activity; RNA binding
Source: RefSeq, a predicted model, not a curated record